CCCACCCGCCUUCCACGUCCACACCCACCCAUCUUCCACAUUCACACCCACACCCGCAUCUACACCCACACCCACACCCUAUCCUACAAAAAACUCCAGCUAAUCGAAGGGGAGGGACAGAUACAGUUUAUAGAUGAUGAUAGUGUUUGAAUAUUCUCUUAGUUUGGUAAAACUUCUUUCUUUUAAUGUGUAUUACCAUUGACAACUAACUACAACUAUUUAUGAAUCAAGUUUUCAUUCAUCUUUUGACUAGUUUCACAUGUGUUAAAAGACAAAUAAAUAUAUUGAUAUUAUAUUCGUUCAAAACACAGUCGAAAUUCACAUUCAAAAUUGUUCGAUAGAAAAUGUUGCCUACUCAUCGGUAUUAUCAACCAUUAUCUACAUUUGAGAUGUUUUCAAGUAUGAUCAUUUCAAAUUAUCAAAAUAUAUUUAUUGAUAUACCAUGUUUUAGGCAUCAUCAAUUGAUGAAUCAACAAUCGAAUAUCAACAAUCAGCAUGGGAACGUUUCAAAAAAAAUAUUAAUUGUCAACUCAAUAACGUUAAUACAUCAAAUUUAUCAUUAAUUAUUCGUGAAUUAUUUCAUAAUAAUAUUAUUCGCAGUUGUGGUUUAUUUGCUCAUAGAAUUAUUCGAGUACAAAUAGCAUCACCAUUUUAUACCCCUGUUUAUGCUGCAUUAGUAUCUGUUAUUAAUACAAUGUUAUCAAAAAUUGGUGAAUUAACUGCUAAAUAUCUUAUAUCGUCAUUUCGUCGAACAUAUCAAGAAAAUGAUAAAACUAACUGUUUAGCAACAACAACAUUUAUUGGACAUUUUGUUAAUCAAAAUAUUUUACAUAAUAUGCUAGCAUUAGGAAUGCUUGUAUUUUUACUUGAAAAUCCUACUGAUAAUAGUGUUGAAUUAGAGAUUGAAUUUUUAAAAAUGUGUGGAAAAAAAUUAUCACAAGUUAGUCCACAUGGAUUAGAUUCUGUAUUUUCAACAUUAAAGAAAUUACUUCAUCAAUCAACAUUAAAUAAACAUACACAAUUUAUGAUUGAAGCUUUAUUUGCUAUAGGAAAAGAUCAAUUUAAAGCAAAUCCAAUUAUACAACUUGGUCUUGCUUUAGUUGAUGAAAAUGUUCAAUUCACACAUAUGAUGACAUUAGAUGAUUUAUGUGAGUCUGGACCGAUGUUUAAUAUAUUUCAAUACGAUGAUCAAUAUGAAGAAAAUGAAAAGGAAUAUGAAAAAAUUCGAAGAAAAAUUCUUGUUCACAGUUCUCAUGAUAAAGAAGGUAACGAAAAAAAAGAAGAACAAGGAAGUGAUAUAGCCUAG
This is a messenger RNA of Rotaria sp. Silwood1, 1306 nucleotides long. The record is from the annotation of a GenBank genome assembly. Lineage: Eukaryota; Metazoa; Rotifera; Eurotatoria; Philodinida; Philodinidae.